AUGGUGGACCAGCGGGAUCUUGCUGUAAAUUCGAUUGUCCUGGAGGAUCCGCCAUUGGAUUUCGCGCCGAUCCCCCCGGCAUCGUCGCAGCUGGUGGUCUUUGACUUUGACUGGUCCCUCGCCGAUCAGGAUACGGAUCGCUGGGUUCACGAAGUGCUCUCGCCUCGUCUCCGCAUCGAGUUCGUGGAGAAGAAGCCUACCAUGCAAUUUACGGAUAUGUGUGCGUAUCUCCUCGAGGAGCUGCAUAAGGAGGGACACUCGCGUGAGGCUUUGGAAGACGCGCUUCGCUCGAUGCCUAUGCAUCCAGGUAUGCUUCGUGGUGUUCGUACGCUGCAGAAGGAGCACAAGGGAACUGAUUUUCUUCUUCUCUCUAAUUCUAACGAGGUGUAUAUCGGCACUAUUUUGCCGAGCAAAGGCCUAACUGAGCCUCCCUUGUUCAAGGAAAUCGUGACCAACCCAGCGCAGUGGGAGCCGAAUGGCUUGCUUCGUUUGCGCCGCCGCAUUUCCCCGGAUGGCCCGCAGCAUACCUGUACCGUAGGAUGCAGUGCCAACAUGUGCAAAGGAGAUGAGCUUGAUGCUUACAAGGAGCGCCAUGCCUCAAGCAAGUACGAGAGGAUUAUCUAUGUGGGUGACGGUGGAAAUGACUACUGUCCCGUGAAACGCUUGGGUCCGAACGACAUUGCAUUUGUGCGUCGCAACCGUGGGCUGGCCAAACGCAUCCUGGAAGAAGGAGGUAUUCAAUGCCAAGUCCGCUACUGGUCGGGUGCAUGGGAAGCCGAGCAACUACUUCUUCUUCUCCGUGCGCAAUCGUAG
Molecule: messenger RNA, 813 nt
Organism: Malassezia pachydermatis
Lineage: Eukaryota; Fungi; Basidiomycota; Malasseziomycetes; Malasseziales; Malasseziaceae
Exons: 5
Coding region: 1-813 (270 amino acids)
Molecular function (GO): phosphatase activity
Source: RefSeq, a predicted model, not a curated record